Molecule: messenger RNA, 1269 nt
Organism: Sparassis crispa
Lineage: Eukaryota; Fungi; Basidiomycota; Agaricomycetes; Polyporales; Sparassidaceae
Product: Multifunctional cytochrome P450 monooxygenase af510
Exons: 11
Coding region: 1-1269 (422 amino acids)
Molecular function (GO): heme binding; monooxygenase activity; iron ion binding
Source: RefSeq, a predicted model, not a curated record
AUGCUCGAGAAGAAAGGCUCAAUAUAUUCUGACCGUCCUACGCUCUUCGUUGUGGGCGAACUCAUAGGUUGGGUUCGCUCCGUCGUCUUCUCGCCGUAUGGCCCGCGUCUCCGCGAUAUGCGCCGUCUUUUCGCGCAGCUGCUCGGUUCACGCAAAAGCGCGUCGCGGUACAUGUCUCUCAUAGAAACUGAGACGCGUCGCUGCAUGGUGAGGUUCCUGCACCUGUCAGAGCACGGCGAUGUCGACAUAGUGAAACCGGUGAGGAAGACAUCUGGGGCCAUCAUUCUUGCAAUUUCGUUCGGAUAUCAAGUUAAGGAGAGCGAAGACCCUUUUGUGAACACCGCCGAAGCAGUCAUGGAGGAAUUCUCUGUGGCUUCAGCCCCUGGCGCAUUCCUGGUUGAUAUCCUCCCCAUUCUCCAGUAUCUUCCAGAAUGGAUGCCGGGUGGUGGUUGGAAGAAGAAAGUUGCGGCCUGCGCGAAGAAUUUCGACGCAAUGUACGAAAAGCCGAUUGACUAUGUUAAGAAACAGCUGGCGGCGGGGGUGGACGCACAGUGCUUCGCAGCCAUACACAUCGGGGCUGGCGUUGACUCUGCACGCGAGGAACUCGUUAAGAUGGCUGCACAUGGGAUGUACGCUGGAGGGGCAGAUACUACCGUUUCCACGAACACUAGCUUCAUCCUCAUGAUGAUGCUGCACCCGGAUAUACAGAAGAAGGCACAGGCGGAGGUUGACGUGGUCGUCGGUCCUGACCGUUUUCCUGAACUUGCCGAUCGUAACGAGCUCCCGUACGUUUCUGCGCUUUGCUCGGAGAUUCUACGAUUGCACCCUGUUGUACCGUCGGGCAUCAUUCAUCGCCUGACUGAGGACGAUGUGCAUGCGGGGUACUUCAUACCAAAAGGAACAUACGUAAUUGCUAACAUCUGGCAGCACCUGCAUGACUCUCGCGUGUAUUCGGACCCCUUCACAUUCAAGCCUGAAAGAUUCCUAGGGAAAACACCUGAGCGGGAUCCCCGAGAUUUUGUUUUUGGGUAUGGGCGGCGCAUCUGCCCUGGUAACCACCUUGCAGAUCUCUCUAUCUUUACUUUCUGUGCCACGAUUCUCGCCUUGUUCGACAUCUCGCCCGGGACUGCGCCCGCGGUCGAUCUUCAUAAGGUGCAGUACACCACUGGAACUAUAAGCCAUCCCCCGCCGUUCGAAUGUUCUUUGAAGCCGCGAUCGUCACAGGCUGAGGCACUGAUUCGAUCGCUUUCUCCGGACGAGCAGCAGUGA